AUGAAGGCCGUCCUGUGGGAAGGUCGUCCAGGCCAUGUUUCCGUUCGCGACGUACCCAAACCACAGAUCAAGAAGGACUCCGAACUACUCAUUCGAAUCACCACUGCAGCCAUCUGUGGUACAGAUCUCCACACGUAUCACGGAAUCUUCGGCGCAGAUGACAUCCCUUACAUUCUGGGCCAUGAGGGCGUCGGUGUUGUCGCGGAAGUAGGUAAAGAUGUCACCGAUUACAAGCCUGGAGACCGCGUUAUUGUCAUUGCCGGUGAAGGGUUUGAGCCUGGUGAAACUGCAGAAGCGUACGGCUUUGGAGACAUCCUGGGUCCUAACAUUGGAGGUCUUCAAGCCGAAUAUGUGGUCGCACCGGACUCAGGGAUUCUGAGACGCCUUCCCUCUGGCUUCGACGAUGAGCUAGAUUACGUCUUACUCUCGGACAUCUUCGCCACAGGCUGGUGGUCCAUAUCGCAGACCGGCUUCGAAGCAGGCGACGUCGUGGCAGUCUAUGGAGCAGGGCCUAUGGGCCUCCUGGCCGCAUAUUCUGCCAUUCUACGCGGUGCGAGCAAAGUCUACUCCAUUGACCGGAUUCCCUCUCGUCUCGCCAAAGCCAAAGAAAUCGGCGCGAUCCCAAUAGAUCUCAGCAAAGGCUUACCAUCGGAGCAAAUCAGCAAACUGGAGCCCAAUGGCGUGAAACGCGUGAGCGACUGCUGUGGAUUCGAGUGCGUCAAUGUUGAGGGAAAACCAGACGAAGCAUUCAUUGUCAACGACGCCAUCGCACUGGUUAGCGCAGGUGGAGGCAUCGCAUUGACAGGUGUAUACUGGGCUGCAAAGCCAUCUAAAGGAGAACCGCUCAUAUCCCUGGCGCGAGGACAUAUCCAGUUUGAUAUCGCGACCUGGUGGUUGAAGAAUGUCAGCAUCAAGGGUGGUAUCGUCAACCUUGGCGUCGACCCACAGCUACUGGCGCUCAUCCAAAGUGGCAAAGCAAAGCCGAGCUUUGUGUUUGACAGGAUUGUGUCCAUCGAGGAGGCACCGGAGGCAUAUGAGGCUUUCAAUGAGCGGAAGAUUCAGAAGGCUGCGAUUCGAUUCUUUCCUUAG
This is a messenger RNA of Zasmidium cellare ATCC 36951, 1089 nucleotides long. RefSeq lists its product as uncharacterized. Gene Ontology annotation, molecular function: zinc ion binding; oxidoreductase activity. NCBI's taxonomy places the organism in Eukaryota, Fungi, Ascomycota, Dothideomycetes, Mycosphaerellales, Mycosphaerellaceae. The transcript has 3 exons. The coding region runs from base 1 to 1089 and encodes 362 amino acids. The record is from RefSeq and is a predicted model, not a curated record.